AUGUCAGAUUCAGUACAAUCAGAAGCUAUUGAGCAGUUUAUUGCCAUAACGGGAAUUGAAUCGAAUGGCGAUGUCGAAGAGAAGGUACUGCGAUUGUUGAAUGUCCAUGACAACAAUUUAAACAAUGCCAUUUCCACAUAUUUUGAUACUGGAUUUGAAAGCAUUGAAACAGCAUCAGAAACUGUUGGCGGAAAUAUAAGUGGAAGCUCAGCAGUAGAUGCAAGAGAAAUUGAGAAUGAUGACGACAUGGAACAAUUGAUCCAUCGGUCGAGUAUGGCGUCUCGAAACGAAAUGGUGAAUCUACAAACUCAAAUGAUGAUGAAUUCUUUAAUCCCAAGAUUACCAAAAGCACCUCAGAUAUCUACAAGAUGGCAACUAGAUGUUGGGAUCCAUACUUCAAUCAUUCAUGAACGAGAAGAAAAGGAAAAGGAAAGGCAAGAGGAAAGGCAAGAGACGCAGGAGACAGAGAAUUUUGCCACUACAAAUUCUAGUACUGAAAACAAGGAGUUACUUGACCAAGAAGAGAAUUUUGAAAAUAAUGACAGAGGAAAAGAUCAAGAAAAACCAAAAAGCAAUACUUCUUUGUUAAACACAAUCUACUUUAUUUUAUUGGUAAUUCCGAAAAGCGUGAUUCUGGUCCUUCUUGCUUCGAUCAAAUUCGUCUUUGGUUUGGGGUUCGGAAGCUGGCCUUCUCAAAAUCUCAAUAAUUUUAGACAACACGCCAAUUUUAAUUAUGACAACUUCCAUCCAAACUACAAGUACCUCGAAACACUACUGGAAAGGGCCACGAUUUUUAACGAGUAUGAGAUUCACGAGUCAGAGUUUAAUGAAUUGCACACACUGUGUCAACGAGAAUAUGAUUGGCUAUUUGUUGUUCUUGCUAACGACUCCAAAGAAAGUAAUGGUUUUGUUAAUAAACUUUUCAGCCACCUGGCAUUCAAAAGAAUGUUUGCAAAAACCAAUGGCCACUACAAAAACACCAAAUUGUUUUUGGGCAAUGUUGACCACUCUCCCGAGGCAUUUGAAAUUGCCAAAACUUACAAGGUUCGGAAAAUCCCAUACGUGAUGCUAAUCGCCAAUGUAUCGCCCAGUCCCGAUAUCAUGCCAUCGAUGUCGAUUGUCUACAAAUCGAAUUUGGCAAAAAUGUUUAUUGAAGAAGAAGAAGUUGGCAUGACAGUUCAAAAAGUCACUAAGCAAUUGAGCAAAAACUGCGAAAAGUUUUACCCACAAUUGAUUGCAGCAAAAUAUGAUAAGCAAGAGAUGGAUAUAAGUCGAAUGAUUAGACAACAGCAGGAUGAUGCGUACCUGCAAUCACUUGUUCAGGAUCAAAUCAAGAAACAACAGCGCGAAGAGGAAAAGAAAUUGCAAAGGGAAGCUCAAAGUUUGCAGAAUAUAAAGACUUUGUUCUUGCUAGACUUGUUUAACUCGGGGUAUUUGCACAAAGUAUCUGAAUCAAAUGAAGUACUUAAGGUGGCAGUUAAAUUGCCACAUGGGAAACGAUUGGUUGAACAAUUUGACAAGUCGCUUACAGUGUUGGAUUUCUACAUCUUUAUCGAGUUGAAACUCUUUGUUGAAAAUUUGUUGACUGAACAUAGUCUCGAGUCAAAAGAGGAGCUUAUAGCAAAAGUGGACAAUCUAAAGAAUGAAUUGGAGAUUAUAGAUGAAGUCAAGGAAAAGUAUUCCACCAUACAAGAUUACUACAAAGAUAUGGGGUUCAAGUUUGAAGUUUUACAGCCAUAUCCCAAAAAAGUCAUUGCAGUAGAUGCGGACUUGCAGAUAGGCAGUGCGCCAGAGUUUAAAGGGGCCAACUUCUUGAUAGAAUAUAUAAUCGAGGAUGAUGAUGAAGAAGAAGGAGAAGAGGGAGAGGGGGAGGAAGCAAAAUAG
Molecule: messenger RNA, 1884 nt
Organism: Lodderomyces elongisporus
Lineage: Eukaryota; Fungi; Ascomycota; Pichiomycetes; Serinales; Debaryomycetaceae
Exons: 1
Coding region: 1-1884 (627 amino acids)
Cellular component (GO): endoplasmic reticulum
Molecular function (GO): ubiquitin binding
Source: RefSeq, a predicted model, not a curated record